This is a messenger RNA of Dromiciops gliroides (monito del monte), 1401 nucleotides long. It is a transcript of the gene VPS72, whose product is annotated as vacuolar protein sorting 72 homolog. The record is from RefSeq and is a predicted model, not a curated record. Lineage: Eukaryota; Metazoa; Chordata; Mammalia; Microbiotheria; Microbiotheriidae. Gene Ontology annotation, biological process: chromatin remodeling; regulation of DNA-templated transcription. Gene Ontology annotation, cellular component: nucleus. Gene Ontology annotation, molecular function: ATP-dependent H2AZ histone chaperone activity.
AUGUGCCCCAUGAACUUUCCUAUCUCUUACGCCCAAGAGGUCUACAACUAUAGACGGCUGGGCCGGAGGAGGGAUGAGCUUGGCCGGGGGGCCGAGCUCCCCCGGAAGACCGCAGGGAAUCGAUUGUCUGGGCUCUUGGAGGCAGAGGAGGAAGAUGAAUUCUACCAAGACUACUUAUGGGGGGGGUUCACCGAGGAAUCUGGUGAUGAUGAAUAUCAGGGGGACCAGUCAGACACAGAGGAUGAAGUUGACUCGGAUUUUGACAUUGACGAGGGGGAUGAGCCAGCAAGUGAUGGGGAUGGAGAUGAACCAAGGAGAAAGCGUCGUGUAGUCACCAAGGCCUACAAGGAGCCCAUCAAGAGCUUGAGGCCUCGAAAAGUAAGCACCCCAGCUGGCAGCACCCAGAAGACGCGAGAGGAGAAGACAUUACUACCCUUGGAGCUCCAAGAUGACAGCCUUGAUAGUAGGAAUCCGAUGCGCCAGUCGACAGCUGAGCACACUUAGCCAGACAUUCCUUUCGGGGUUCAGAGCGGGCAGGGCCAGUCACGGCGCCGGGAAAGGUGUCCACACUGUGAGCGUCCCACUGCGCAAGAGGAGCUCCUCAGGAAGCAAAGAUCACAGAGGGGAACUCAACCUACGGCCUGACUUCCCUUCUUUUCUCCAGAGAACUAUGAGCGACUAGAGGCAGACAAGAAGAAACAGGUUCACAAGAAGCGCAAAUGCCCAGGCCCGGUGAUCACCUACCACUCCAUGACGGUGCCCCUGCUGGCUGAGCCAGGACCCAAGGAGGAGAACGUAGAUGUGGAAGGACUUGAGCCAACACCUAUGAUCUCUGCAGUGGGUCCUCACUCUGGAACAGGGUCGGUAAUGCCACCAGCCCGGUGCUCUCGUACUUUCAUCACCUUCAGUGAUGAUGCCACAUUUGAGGAGAUUGUUUUCCCCAGGGGAAAACCCCCCAAGAUUCCUGUGCGUGAAGUCUGUCCUGUGACCCAUCGUCGCCUGUACCGAGAUCCCGUCACAGAUAUUCCCUAUGCCACAGCUAGAGCCUUCAAGAUCAUGCGGGAGGCCUACAAGAAGUACAUCACAGCCCAUGGACUCCCACCUGCUGCUUCUGCACUGGGCCCUGGCCCACCACCUCCAGAGCCCCUCCCCGGCCUGGCCCCGGCUCUUCGCCAGAAACUCAUAAUCAAAUGAAAGCAUGGCUGGUCCUCAGAUACCCCUCUUUUGCCCUUUGCCCGCCUGGACCUUACUGACCUUGCCUCUCUGCCUUCCCCCUCUAGCUGUCUUUUGCCCUCGUGCCCAUCUCAGACUCCUUAUUCUUUUUCCCUUCUUCUUUCCCCCAGAGUGACCUGCCCGUGUCCUGUCUGUAUUUUUUUAAUCUACAUAAAAAUAGAAAAACCU